AUGCAUACACCAACUCCUCUCACCAUCUGCACUGUGCUUACUGCCCUUGCCAGUUGCAUCAUGACAUCGUGGGCUCGAGAUGCGCCCGCCAUAAAAGAUUCCACUAUCCUGCGAUCCACUGUCAGCUGUCUCGACUGCCCGGAGAGAAACUGUUAUAAGUGCACACUCGGCCAGGACAAAACCCUCAGAGCAAGCACAGGCGGCCUGGCCUGGGUGCGCUUCCUUGUUGGUUUCAGGCUCCCUGUCCCAGUUACCGAUGCAAUGAAGUGCACUGUGCAGUUUCCUGCCUUCGUUCGGCCUAAUCCGUUCGCCGUGAAUGUAACCGUUGCCCGAGCACUAUCCUCCGACUGGGAUGAAGACACAGUGGAUGGCGAGAAUGCUCCUGAAUCUGGCGAUAUCUUCAGCAGCAUGUUUCUCGAGCCGUAUCAAAACAUGCAGGCAAUGGAUAUAACUGCAGCAUGUAAGGGUGCACAGGCUGAUGGGGAGUUUUCCAUCUACGUGGGCACCCAGUCCGACAGUAUUGAGAUCUGGUCAAAGGAUGCUGAUGCUCCUGCGAUUCUCCAUGUCAUCGAGCCUGGCUGCAGAGUCUCCAAGCAGCAAAUACGGCGGCUGAGCCUCCUAGAGCACCACUCCCACAAGCUUCUCGAGCAGUAUGCAAUUCCGGUACCACACGGAUAUGUUGUCACAAACCCUGGGGAUGCGGAGGCUGUCGUGUCAUCGAUUGGUGCGCCGUCGGUUCUCAAGUCGCAAAUUCUGGCUGGAGGACGCGGCAAGGGAAGGAUGAGCAGUGACGGCAAAGGAGGCAUUCGAAUCGUAGCAACACCAGAAGAGGCGUUUCAAAAUGCGUCCAGAAUGCUUGGCCAUUACCUAACUACAAAGCAGACGCCACCAAGCGGCCUUCUCGUCAAGAAAUUGUAUAUUUAUAAAGCAGUCGAUGUCGAACAAGAGUUCUAUCUUUCAUUGACGUUCGAUCGCGAAGAAUACAGUCCUGUGAUCCUCAUCUCGGAUCAGGGUGGUGUGGACAUCGAGUCUAACCAGGACAAACUGCACAGGUUCUGGUUUAACCUUUCCCGCGGCAUCACUGCUGAGACGAUGGCCGGGAUUCAGAAGCAGUUGCGCUUCACUGAUAAAGAAAUGCCGACGAUUGAGUCGAUUAUCAGACAGAUGAUCAAGCUUUUCGAGGAGAGGGAUGCCAUUCUUCUGGAAUUGAACCCGCUUGUGCGAACGCCAGAGGGAAACUUUGUCUGUCUCGAUGCAAAGUUUGAUUUCGAUAACGCCGCCCGGUUUCGUCAACCAGAGAUAUUCAGUAAAGAAGAGCGCAUGCCGGACUUGGAAGACGAGUACGAGGCUCAGCAGCAUGGUCUAGUAUAUAUCCGCCUCAACGGCCACAUUGGAAAUAUUGUCAACGGCGCCGGACUAGCAAUGGCAACUAACGAUCUGAUCACCCUCCAUGGCGGAAAAUGUGCGAACUUUCUUGACAUAGGAGGCAAGGCUACUACUGAGACAUUGCUCAAGGCUUUCGAGAUUUUGAGCCGAGAUCAGCGUGUCCGGGGUAUUUUCAUCAACAUUUUUGGAGAGAUCUCGGAAUUUACAUCCUCAGGCUGUGACACUUCCCCCGGGAUCGCUAUGGCGCAGGAGCGCGAAUUCUACAAGUAUUGCCAGCUGCCUCAGCGUCCGGGUCUCCUCCAUCGGCCACCACCAUCUCCGCGGAGCGAAAUCAAUGCGGAACUGCUGCCACAAUCCUCACAAGACACCACUUUGACGGCGCUAGCGCAGCUCGGAGCUUUGCGAUUGAAUGCCCGACGAUGCAUGAUCUCGCUCUUUGAUCGUCACACGCAAUACAUCCUCGCCGAAUCAACUCGCACAUUGAGUCUCCAGGAUGACAGGGUCCAUGUCGAGGGUGAUGCCUUGUGGCUGGGCAGCAGUGUCAUUCCGAAACCAGAUGGGAUUUGUCACUUUUGCUGCGAGGAGGAACAGCUCAACGCCGGGGCAAAGAAUCCGAAUGGAGGAUAUUCCGCAUUGGUCAUUCCUGAUAUGACGAAGGACGACCGGUGCAGCCAGCGACAGUAUGUGGUGAACGCCCCGCAUCUGAGAUUCUACGCUGGCGUUCCCAUUAUGAGCCGUCGGGGCAUUGCCAUCGGCGCGUUCGCAGUGAGUGACGGUCAGCCUCGUGCAGGGUUAGAUCCGCUGGAUAUUCGGUUCAUGACGGACACCGCCGCCGCCAUCAUGAAUCAUCUGGAAAUGAUGCGCUCUCACGAACAGAAUCGCCGCGGAGCCAACAUGAUCGCCGGAUUGGGAAAUUUUGUCGAGGGGGCGACUUUUCCGUCCAGCAGUCUCCGAAGGAACAAACACACUCACGAUGAGGAUGAGGAACCGGAGUCAGAGAAUUUACCCAACACCAGUCCACACACGCGACGGCAUCACCAAAUACGGGCGGACGGUCGUUCCCCCCUCAAGGAACGAAGUCACCACAGGGAGGCCACUGCAUCUCCAUCAGGACACAAUGGGGGACAGGAGCCUGAGACACGGUCUCGAACCUUCCCAACACCCAGUCACCACCGUCAGCCAGAGGUCACUCUGGCAUCUGGUACAAGAGAGAUCUUUUCACGCGCGGCUCGUAUCCUUCGCGACUCGUUAGAGGUGGAGGGCGUUGUUUUCUUCGACGCUAGUGUCAAUUCUUACGCGACUUUGGUACGGAACUCGGACGGUCGUCAUUCUGACAUCGAGAGCAGUAGCAGCACAGCAGACGCCAAUUCCAGCAGCGACAGUGACAAUCCGACUACCGGACACUCAUCGACGGAAACGGACGAUUCCACCGUGUGUGAAGUGUUGGGACAGUCCACUGCACAGGGGGAUUCCGAGAAAUCGAUCGGGCUAAUGAGAGAGUCGUUUCUUCGAUCCCUCCUCCGUUAUUAUCCCCGCGGCGCCAUCUUCAACAUCGAUGAGAACGGUGGGGUGUCAUCCAGUGAAGGAAGCGACAGUGCCUCCGGAAGCUACGUCUCUCGAGAGAUCGUUCAUCGUCGUAACGAGAGCUCCAUGGUUCAGCGACACUGGAAACAGAGAAAACGAGAGCGAGGGAGUCUCAAGGAAGAGAACAAGACCCUGAUCAAGGUGUUCCCUGCGGCCCGCAGUGUGACCAUGUUUCCUCUCUGGGAUUCACGGCGCAAUCGCUGGUUCUCAGGGCUCUUUGUGUGGACGACUGCGCCGCGCGUCUUCAGUCUGACAGGCGAGUUGGCCUAUCUCUACGCCUUCUCCAACAGCAUCAUGGCUGAGAUCCAUCGGCUGGAUAUCGAGCUGGCGAACAAGGCGCACGCCACUCUCGUUGGCAGCAUCUCUCAUGAAUUGCGCAGUCCACUGCAUGGCAUUCUCGGCAGUACGGAAUUACUGACCGAUUCCACGAUGACGCCCGCCCAGGUCGCUCUUGUCAAUACGAUUGAGCACUGCGGUCGGUCGCUGCUUGACAUCAUCAACAAUAUGCUGGACUUUGCCAAGAUCAACCAGUUCACUCGUAAAUCCCGAUCAUCUCGGUUCAAAUCUACGCACGCCCCUCGUCGGCGGCCAGGGUUACCUGCCCGUAUCUCGUCCAAAGACAAACCUGGUUUAGGGGUGGUCAAUCUGAUCUCGGAUGUUCAGCUGGACGCAGUGCUGGAAGAAGUCGUGGACAGCGUCUUUGCCGGUCAUUGCUAUUCCGCCAAGGGCGGCCUCCUUGCCCGACCGGCUCCGCUGGUUCCUGCCCGGGAUACCGAUGGAGAUUUGGUUAUGAAAGGUACUGCCGAGCGACCGCUUUCUGCUUUUAAUGAAUCACUCACCAUCAUCUACGACGUCGAGCCUGGUGUGCAAUGGUUGUUUGAAACACAGGCCGGUGCCUGGCGCCGGAUCCUCAUGAACCUCUUCGGUAACGCCCUCAAGUACACCCGCUCGGGUUACAUCUAUGUGACGCUGAAGUGUAACUCGUCAUCGGCGUCCAACUCGAAGACCAAACGAUUGUCCCGUGGAGACGGGACACGGGAGGACAUGGGCAGCGUGACUUUGACGGUCAAAGACACCGGGCAGGGCAUCGACAAGCAAUAUCUGCAGAGCAAUGUGUUCAAGCCCUUUUCGCAGGAAGAUCCUCUCUCUCCGGGCAGUGGCUUGGGCCUCAGCAUUGUCCAUCAGACGGUGGUAUCACUGGGUGGCAAAGUCGACAUCGCCUCGACCAAGGGCGUCGGGACUGAGGUGACGGUCACGAUGGAUCUACCACGGACUCCUCAGGCAGAAGUCGCGGAUAACGAACGCGACACCAGUAUUGUCCGCAAAGCCAAAGACCGAGUACGUGGCAAGUCGAUUGGACUGAUUGGGUUUGGCUCGUCCUCACGAGAGGAAGAUGAAGCUCUUGUUCUCUUGCGCUCCUCGCUUCUUCGCAUGUACAAGGAGCAUUUCGGGAUGGAAGCCGGUCUCGUGUCGUCGGAUGUGCCGGAUCACCAGUCGUAUGACUUGUAUCUGGUUCGACAGGCAAACCUCGACGAAGUGGAUCAGAUCUGUCGGCAGGUGACAAUGGCCGAGAGUGACUCGCGCAGCCCGCCGAUGAUUGUGAUUUGCUCGACACCUCAGAUGGCGCAAAAACUAUCCACCACCGCAAGUCAGCGACCGUCGACGUCAAUCUACGAGUUCAUCAGUCAGCCAUGCGGACCGUCCAAGAUGGCCAAUUCCCUUCUGGCUUGCCUCAAGCGCCAAAGGGAACGGCCCUCUCAUAUUUCGAUUGGCGGGAUUGACACAGCCUUGCUCACCGCGGCUCAAGCCGGCAAAGCUAUGCGGCAGAAUGAGAACGUGUCGCGCGUCGACUUCUCCUUGACGCCGGAGAAGACCACAGUUUCAGUGACUACCUCUAACGUCGAUGAUUCGGUUAUGGAAGUUUCGAUGAUAGAGGCAACGAGGAAGGCCCCCUCCGUCCUCUUGGUUGACGACAACGACGUGAAUCUGAAGCUGUUGGUUGCUUUUAUGAAAAAGGCCAAGUUUCCUUACCACACGGCUUCCAAUGGGCUCGAGGCUCUGGAAGUGUACAAGACGAAUUUCGGGCAGAUUCCAGUUGUCCUCAUGGACAUCUCCAUGCCGGUCAUGGACGGUCUCGAGGCAACGCGGGAAAUCCGCCUGUUCGAGAAGAUGCAUCGUGAAGGGAGCACGAAUGCUGGCCAUUCGUGCGUCAAACCCACGACCGUCAUCGCCCUGUCGGGUUUGGGCAGCGCCCCGGUCCGGCAGGAGGCCUUUAAUUCCGGCAUUGAUCUCUUCCUGUCGAAGCCGAUCCGCUUUCAGGAAUUAGUCAAGCAGAUCGACGAGCUCAUGCGUUGA
Messenger RNA from Aspergillus thermomutatus, 5325 nucleotides. Its product is annotated as putative sensor histidine kinase/response regulator. The transcript is spliced from 9 exons. Gene Ontology annotation, biological process: tricarboxylic acid cycle; succinyl-CoA metabolic process; phosphorylation. The record is from RefSeq and is a predicted model, not a curated record. NCBI's taxonomy places the organism in Eukaryota, Fungi, Ascomycota, Eurotiomycetes, Eurotiales, Aspergillaceae. Gene Ontology annotation, molecular function: ATP binding; succinate-CoA ligase (ADP-forming) activity; phosphorelay sensor kinase activity. Gene Ontology annotation, cellular component: succinate-CoA ligase complex; mitochondrion. The coding region runs from base 1 to 5325 and encodes 1774 amino acids.